Messenger RNA from Chrysochloris asiatica (Cape golden mole), 3151 nucleotides. RefSeq names its product transforming growth factor, beta 3 (gene TGFB3). Gene Ontology annotation, molecular function: growth factor activity; type II transforming growth factor beta receptor binding; cytokine activity. The coding region runs from base 849 to 2087 and encodes 412 amino acids. The transcript is spliced from 7 exons. Gene Ontology annotation, biological process: BMP signaling pathway; regulation of cell population proliferation; SMAD protein signal transduction. NCBI's taxonomy places the organism in Eukaryota, Metazoa, Chordata, Mammalia, Afrosoricida, Chrysochloridae. The record is from RefSeq and is a predicted model, not a curated record. Gene Ontology annotation, cellular component: extracellular region.
AGGAGCAAUGGCUGAGGGGGAAGACAAACCGAGAUGCUGGUGACCCUCGCGUCCAAGUGGAUUAUUGGGGCUGCUUUCCAGGGGCUUGUCCUCCGUGCCUUCUAAUUGCGCAUACCCCUACAUUCCAGCCAAUGAAGACCAGAGGCAACGUGAACAGUCAUUUAGAAAGCCCCCAGGAAGUGUAAACAAAAGAGAAAGCAUGAUGGGGUGCCGGGGAGACAAGUGUGUCCUGCGCUGCCCCCUCCUUUAGCUGGGCCAGCAGCUGCCCAGCCCUGCCUCUCCCCACCUACUUACUGGUGAUCUGACUUUUUUUUUCUUCCUCCUUUCUUUUUCCAUCCUUCUUUCUUAUUCUCCUUCAGGGUAAGGCAAGGAUUUGGAUUUGGGGAUCCCAGACGUGGACCUUCUGCUGCUGCUUUAAAAUACCAACUUUCUCCCCAUCGCCAAGCUGCGUUUGGCAAUAUCAGAUAUCCACUCUUAUUUAUUUUUACCUAAGGAAAACCUCCAGCUCCCUUCCCACUCCCAGCUGCCUUGCCACCCCUCCCAGCCCUCUGCUUGCCCUCCACCUGGCCUGCUGGGAGUCAGAGCCCAGCAGAACCUGUUUAGACACAUGGAGAAGGAUCCCAGCGCUACAAGGCACACAGUCCGCUUCUUCAUCCGUAGGGGUGCCAGCGCUUCCUGGAAGUCCUGAAGCUCUCGCAGUGCAGUGAGUUCCUGCACCUUCUUGCCAAGCCUCACAGUCUUCGGGAACUGGGGAGGCCGCCUGGUUUUCCUCCCUCCUUCUGCACGUCUACUGGGGUCUGCUCCAAGGCAGGCCUCACAGCCCCCCAGCCUUUCUUUCCGGCUCGCAUAUGAAGAUGCACUUGCAAAGGGCUCUGGUGGUCCUCGCCCUGCUGAACUUUGCCACGGUCAGCCUCUCCCUCUCCACUUGCACCACCUUGGACUUUGGCCACAUCAAGAAGAAGAGGGUGGAAGCCAUUAGGGGACAGAUCUUGAGCAAGCUCAGGCUCACCAGUCCCCCUGAGCCAUCGGUGAUGACCCAUGUCCCCUACCAGGUUCUGGCCCUUUACAAUAGCACCCGGGAACUGCUGGAGGAGAUGCAGGGGGAGAGGGAGGAAGGCUGCACUCAGGAAAACAGCGAGUCGGAAUACUAUGCCAAAGAAAUCCAUAAAUUCGACAUGAUCCAGGGGCUGGCGGAGCACAAUGAGCUGGCCGUCUGCCCCAAAGGAAUCACUUCCAAGGUUUUCCGCUUCAAUGUGUCCUCGGUGGAGAAAAAUAGAACCAACCUUUUCCGAGCAGAAUUUCGGGUCCUGCGGGUACCCAAUCCCAGCUCCAAGCGCAAUGAGCAGAGGAUCGAGCUCUUCCAGAUACUUAGACCAGAUGAGCACAUCGCCAAACAGCGCUACAUUGGUGGGAAGAAUCUGCCCACGCGGGGCACCGCUGAGUGGCUGUCUUUUGAUGUCACUGACACUGUGCGCGAGUGGCUCCUGCGAAGAGAGUCCAACUUAGGUCUGGAAAUCAGCAUUCAUUGUCCAUGUCACACCUUUCAGCCCAAUGGGGAUAUCCUGGAAAACAUUCAUGAGGUGAUGGAAAUCAAAUUCAAAGGUGUGGACAGUGAGGAUGACCAUGGUCGUGGGGACCUGGGGCGCCUCAAGAAGCAGAAGGGUCACCACAACCCUCAUCUAAUCCUAAUGAUGAUUCCCCCGCACCGGCUCGACAACCCAGGCCAGGGAGCACAGAGGAAGAAGCGGGCCCUGGACACUAAUUACUGCUUCCGCAACUUGGAGGAGAACUGCUGUGUGCGCCCUCUCUACAUUGACUUCCGACAGGAUCUGGGCUGGAAAUGGGUCCAUGAACCUAAAGGUUACUAUGCCAACUUCUGCUCAGGCCCUUGCCCAUACCUCCGAAGCACAGACACAACCCACAGCACGGUGCUGGGAAUGUACAAUACCCUGAAUCCUGAAGCAUCUGCCUCACCCUGCUGUGUGCCUCAGGACCUGGAGCCCCUGACCAUCCUGUACUAUGUUGGAAGGACCCCCAAGGUGGAACAACUCUCCAACAUGGUGGUGAAGUCCUGUAAGUGUAGCUGAGAUGCCGCCUGCGACAGAGAGAGCGAGAGAGAACUGCCACUGCCUGACUGCCCGCUCCUUGGGGAACACAAAAGCAACAGACCUUACCUGGACGCCCGGAGCCCCUGACCUUCGGCUCCAGGCAAAUGGCUGAGAUGGAGGGUCCUUUGGGAACAUUCUCUUUCUUGCUGGCUCUGAGAAUCACUGUGGUAAAGCAAGUGUGGAUUUGGUUAGGGGAAGGUCGAACUCUUCAGUCACACAGACUUUCUGUGCUGUAGACAGUGGGGAUGUAGAAGGAGGAAGAGGGAUGGAGAGGGGACAUGUCUUAUGGCAGUGGGAUUUGGGACAUCGUAGGGAGUCAUAAGGGCAGAGAAUGGCUGGGACAGGGCCAGACUGGAAGACACUUCUGAUCCAAGGUCAGAUCUGCUCAUCACUGCUUCACAUCAGCUCUAGAGAAUCUGGAUUCUGUUAUACAAAUUCUCCUUCAGACAGGUUACUGCGGCGGCCCAGCACUGUAGUUCAUACAGCCUGGGAGAAAGGAUAGAACUGUUCUUUUUGCAAAUUGUCCUUUCUACAUCAGUCAGCAUCAUGGGCCAUUACUGGGAGCAAAUCCAGGUAAUGAAGUUCUCGGGCCUUCAACUCACAUGGGUCCUGUAGAUAUGUUGAACUGAGAGCAGAGGGUAGGGCUUACCCCUCCUGUCUGCUUUCUGGGUUCCUCUUCUCGCUUUACUCUUCAAUUGUAUCUCCCCUUGGACAUUUGGCUAGAUACCUUCCCGGUCAAGUUGUGCCUAUCAGGACUGUGGGUCUGUGCAACCUCGGGGCAUUAUGGGUCUCUCCUUCCAUCUCCCAAGACCGUGUGUUCAUGUGUCGCCCCUGGAAGCAGGUGCUGUGCGUGAAACAUUCUGGGAAGUUGCAUGUGUGAUGCACACUGACUCAGCCCAGACGCACAGACUGAGGUAUAAAGAUAAAUACAAAUAUUACUCUCAAAAUCUUUGUAUAAAUAAAUACGGGGAAUCUUGGAUCAUUUCAUCUUCUGGAAGAUUGUUUCUAGAGUACUCGAGCAGUAAAAGCUGUAUUCUGAGGUG